AUGAAAUUUAUAUCAUACGUAACCAACUGUACUAAGUAUAAUUCCAGUGAUGAAAGUGGACAAGUGUAUAUACCUCCAAUAUAUUUAUUUCUAGUUUUCUUAAGUCCCAUAGCAUUAGUAAUCAGCUGUUUAGCAUUAACAGUCCUAACUAGACCACAAGCUAUACGCUUAGGCUCAAUGCGUGUCAAUUUAAUUACGCUAACAAUAUUUGAAGCCCUGCUGAAUUUGAUGAUAUUUAUGGUGUCAUUAUUUUAUGCAACUAACUUUCCAAAUGACGAACAAAAUCUUUACAAAACAAUUGUACAUAUAACCUGCUUUGUUUUAAUUGGUGGUGCGUUGUGUUCAAGAAAUUGGACUAUUACUCUGAUAUCACUAGCACGUUGUGUUGCAAUCGCCAAGCCAAUGAUGUCACGUAAAACAUAUUCACAUUUAUUUCAACCUAAAUGGAUGGCAGUGUGUACUAUUAGCUGUAUACUAACAGGAUUUUUACUUAGUGCGCUGAGAUUGUUUGAAAUGCAUAUAGAUGUCUGCUUAAAUCAGAAUAACAGAAUUAAAUUGGUACCCAAUGCAGACUGGCGAUUAGCUAAAGAUUUAUUCUUCACAUUUCAAUCAGCAUUGCCGAUAUUAAUUGUAGUAUUGACAACAAUUAUCAUGUUAAUUGCAUUAUUUCGUCAUAAAUUACCUAAUUUGAAUCAUCAGAGUAUGUCAAAUAGACCCACAGGAAGAUUAAAAAUUCACAAGAGUAACCAGAAUAAUACUAACAUAGAUAAUAGUGACAAUAAUUUGGAUGCCAAUUGUUCAUGUGCAAAUAAACAUGAUUCAACGCAAACAAGACAACAACAGAUUCUACUGGAAUACAAAAUGAAUGAACGUCGUCUACAGAACCAGGCAAGAGCCACACGUAUGGUUACCCUGCUCACAGUUAUAUUCAUUUUAUUUGAAGCACCUGUUUUCUUUUGUGUUACAUUUGAAUAUAAAUUUCAUCGAGUACAAUUUGACCUUGUAACAAAUGCAUUAAAAAGCUUAGUUGUAUUGGAUUCUUGUGCAAAUGUUAUCAUUUAUUUAGUUAUGAGUAAACGAUUUCGACAAGAAACUGUCCGGCUUUGGAGGUAUGCCAGAAGACAAACCAGACAAGUUUUAACCAAUCAGUCGGAAACGACAUUCUGA
Messenger RNA from Heterobilharzia americana, 1167 nucleotides. NCBI's taxonomy places the organism in Eukaryota, Metazoa, Platyhelminthes, Trematoda, Strigeidida, Schistosomatidae. The record is from the annotation of a GenBank genome assembly.